Messenger RNA from Catharus ustulatus (Swainson's thrush), 2539 nucleotides. It is a transcript of the gene DUS3L, whose product is annotated as dihydrouridine synthase 3 like. NCBI's taxonomy places the organism in Eukaryota, Metazoa, Chordata, Aves, Passeriformes, Turdidae. Gene Ontology annotation, biological process: tRNA processing. The record is from RefSeq and is a predicted model, not a curated record. The coding region runs from base 314 to 2437 and encodes 707 amino acids. Gene Ontology annotation, molecular function: tRNA dihydrouridine synthase activity; metal ion binding; flavin adenine dinucleotide binding. The transcript is spliced from 14 exons.
GCCUCGGUGCUGCCCGGCCCCUCCUGAACCCCCCCCAGAACGGGCUCGGUCCCUUCAUAACCUUCUCUGCUUCCUCACCUCCAAGGAGCAGUUCCACGCCUACCUGCGGGCAGGGGGCGAGGAGGAGGAGGAGGAGGAAAAGGAGGAGAAGGAGGAAGAGGAGCAGGUCAGCAGUGCCCAGAGUGAACCCCCAGCCAAGAGGGUGAAGACAGAGCUCAGCCAGGAUGGGGAAAGCCAAGGGAAUGCUGGAGAGGAGGAGAAGGAGCGGCCGGAGAAGAAGAGAGCCCGAGGGCAGAACAAGAGCCGCCCGUGCAUGAAACCAAACAGCUACGAGCAGAGCAGGCUGUGCCCCUCGGUGACACAGGGCUGUGGCGGGCGGUGCCACUUCGGGCCGCGCUGUCGCUUCCUCCACGACGUGUCCCAGUACCUGGCGGCCAAACCAGCGGACCUGGGCCAGCGCUGCGUCCUCUUCGACACCUUUGGCCGCUGUCCCUACGGUGUCACCUGUCGUUUUGGCCAGUGCCACCUCGGUGAUGGCCACCAGAACCUGGUGAACGCCGCCCUGGCUCAGCAGUGGGAAGGGAAGCUGCUGGUGAGGAACAGCCUCUCCAAGGAGCUCCAGCAGCAGCUGCGCAAGAGGAAGUUCAGCUUCCACAAGGCGGAGGAGUUUCUGCGUGGGCUGCGUGCUGGGAAGGGAGGCAAAGCCACGGGGGGCUCCACGGAGGUGUCCAACUGCACUGCACCCCAGGAGGGCCUGGGGGAACUGCAGGAGCAGGGAGAAGAUCACAAACCUGAGGCUCUGUCAAAUUCUCGAGGGGAUGAGGGUGAUCCCAAACCUGAAACCCUGAAGAGCUCCCGAGGGGAUGAAGGUGAUCCCAAACCUGAUGCCCUGCAGAGCUCUCAGGGGGCUCAGAAUGAUCCCAAACCUGAUGCCCUGCAGAGCUCCCAAAGGGCUGAGGGUGAUCCCAAAACUGAAGCCCUACAGAGCUCUCAUGAUCCCAAAUCUGAUGCCCUGCAGGGCUCCCAAGGAGCUGAGGAUGAUCCCAAAACUGAGGCCCUGCAGAGCUCACAAGGAGCUGAGGGUGAUCCCAAAUCUGAAGCCCUGCAGAAUUCCCAAAGGGCUCAGGAUGAUCCCAAACCUGAAGCCCUGCAGAGCUCCCAAAGGGCUCAAAAUGAUCCCAAACCUGAAGCCCUGCAGAAUUCCCAAAGGGCUCAGAAUGAUCCCAAACCUGAGGCCCUGCAGAGCUCCCAAAGGGCUCAGAAUGAUCCCAAACCUGAAGCCCUACAGAGCUCCCAAGGGGCUGAGGGUGCUCCCUCCAUCCCAACCCUGGGCCCGCUGACAGAUGAAGACAUCACGAAGCUGCGGCCGUGUGAGAAGAAGAAGCUGGAAAUCCAAGGCAAGCUCUACCUGGCUCCUCUGACCACGUGUGGAAACCUCCCUUUCCGAAGGAUCUGCAAACGUUUUGGAGCAGAUGUGACCUGUGGGGAGAUGGCUGUGUGCACCAACCUGCUGCAGGGCCAGUCCUCCGAGUGGGCUCUGCUCAAACGCCACCACACCGAGGACAUCUUCGGGGUGCAGCUGGAGGGAGCCUUCCCAGACACCAUGACCAAGUGUGCAGAGCUCCUGAACAGGACAAUCAACGUGGAUUUUGUUGACAUCAACGUUGGGUGUCCCAUUGACCUGGUCUACAAGAAGGGAGGAGGCUGUGCUCUCAUGACUCGCUCCAACAAAUUCGAGCAGAUCGUCCGCGGGAUGAACUCGGUGCUGGAUGUCCCACUGACGGUGAAGAUCCGCACUGGGGUGCAGGAGAAGGUGAACGUGGCUCACAAAAUCAUCCCCAGGAUCCGGGAGUGGGGAGCGUCCAUGGUCACGCUGCACGGGAGGUCCCGGGAGCAGAGGUACACGCGGAGUGCAGACUGGGAUUACAUCGCCGAGUGCGCGCGCCUCGCCAGCCCCAUGCCUCUCUUCGGAAACGGGGAUAUUUUGUCCUAUGAAGAUGCAAAUCGAGCCAUGCAGAUGGGAGUUUCUGGAAUCAUGAUUGCAAGAGGGGCACUCAUCAAACCCUGGCUUUUCACGGAAAUCAAGGAGCAGAGACACUGGGAUAUCUCCUCCAGUGAGAGAUUUGACAUCCUCAAGGACUUCACCAACUAUGGCCUCGAGCAUUGGGGCUCAGACACUCAGGGAGUGGAGAAAACCAGGAAAUUCCUGCUGGAAUGGCUCUCCUUCCUGUGCAGGUACAUCCCAGUUGGAUUGUUGGAACAUCUACCUCAGAAAAUCAACGAGCGGCCGCCCUAUUACCUGGGCAGGGACUACCUGGAGACCCUCAUGGCCAGCCAGAACGUGGAUGAUUGGAUCAAAAUAAGUGAGCUGCUUCUGGGCCCUGUCCCGCCCAGCUUCACCUUCCUGCCAAAGCACAAGGCCAAUUCCUACAGAUAGGGCUGGCCAGGCCCUGUCCUGCAGUGUCGGGAGUCGUUUGGAUGGGCUGGGGCAGGAGCAGGGCUGUGCUGCUAGCUGCAAUAAAGCUGAUGUUUUUUAGAA